AUGUCGGCGUCAGACACGGUUUCUGAAGUUGCAAUGGGAGCCAUCCUAAGGUCGUCGUCCUCGCGGCGGUCAAAGCCGUCCCGGUGCCGUCAUCGGCAUGCACAAUGUCGCAAUCUCACCAACACAGGCGUCUUGGUAUAUGGUACACCCUGUGAAAACAACUACUUAGCCCGCGCGGCAACAGUGUCGGGGUCAUCGGCUACAAUAACCCAGGGUCAAUUCGCCAUGGCCGACGGCCACGACGUCGUCCCUGGCCGGCAGGAAGCCGAACCACAAUCUUAUUUGCCAUGCAAUGCCCGCAUCAAUAACUCUUCUGGAUCUCCAGUGCAUCCAUGCUAUCACUUCACACGGCCGGGCCCCUGA
Vanrija pseudolonga is the source of this 363-nucleotide messenger RNA. RefSeq lists its product as uncharacterized. Lineage: Eukaryota; Fungi; Basidiomycota; Tremellomycetes; Trichosporonales; Trichosporonaceae. The transcript has 3 exons. The record is from RefSeq and is a predicted model, not a curated record. Bases 1 to 363 code for a protein of 120 amino acids.